AUGGUCCAACAACAACACAUCCCGGCCAACUCACUCAACAACCUGGGGGCAGCCUGGUUAAUCCUUGAUGAGAACAGAAAAGCAGUCAGCUACUUUGAACAGUCAAUGGAGAUGCGCAAGUGUAUCUAUGGUCAAGGUAAAGCACAUCCUGACAUUGCAACCUCACUCAACAACCUGGGGUCUUCAUUGCAAAAAAUGGGUGACUGUAGAAAAGCAAUCAGCUUCCAUGAACAGGCACUGCAGAUGUACAAGAGUAUCCAUGGCCAGGAUACAGCACACCCUGACAUUGCAUGCUCACUUAACAACCUGGGGGUGGCAUGGCAGAAUCUGGGUCAAUUAGGAAAAGCACUUGGCUACCAAGAACAGGCACUGCAGAUGUACAGGAGUAUCUAUGGUCAGAGUACUAAACAACUUGACAUUGCGAGCUCACUUAACAACCUGGGGAACGUCUGGUAUGAACUCUGUAAUUACAGUAAAGCAGUCGGCUACCUUGAACAGGCACUGCAGAUGCGCAAGAGUAUCUUAGGUCAGCAUACAGCGCAUAUUGACAUUGCAACUUCACUCAACAACCUGGGGGCAGUCUGGCACAAGCUGGAUGAAUACAGGAAAGAAAUCAGCUACUAUAAACAGGCACUGCAGAUGUACAGGACUAUCUAUGGUCAGACUGCAGCACAUCCCAGCAUUGCCACCUCACUCAACAACCUGGGUGGAGCCUGGGACAAGCUAGGUGAACACAGAAAAGCAGUUGACUACUAUGAACAGGCACUGCAGAUUUACAGCAGUAUGUAUGACCAGUCUACACCACAUUCUAACUUUGCCAAGUCACUCAACAACCUGGGGACCGCAUGGUAUCCAGACAUGGGACAAACACUGGAACAUCGUAUCGGCUACAUGGAGAAACUUUGCAGACAACUGCUGCAGGGGUACGCUCCGCAGAAACAGUCAAAACACAACUGGGGUACUGCUGACAGUAAUGUCUUAAGGGUGGCCAAGAUUUGUGACAAACUGGAUAGGAGUGGCACUAACACCUUAGAACAGAAUUUCACAAAAACAUUAGUGACCGCAAUCAAUAACAGCGACAUGUUGUUGGAGCUUGAGGUUCUCAAAUCUCUUGGUGAUUUCUACCUUGAGAAAGGCAAGAAAACCUAUGAUGUAUCCCAGUUCUCCAAGGCAGCUGCCAUGUACAACAAGGUUCUGAAAAGAUGUGGGGAUCCUGGGGAAAAAGUGACUCUGGAACAUCGCAUCAGAUACAUGGAGAAGAUCAGAGAUGCAGUGCAAAUGGCAAGCAAGACUCCACUGGGCAGGCAGGGCACUAAGAACAAGCCACCCAGUGAACUCAUCUGCACCCCAGAAAAUAUGGCUUCAAAGCUACAAAAGGAUGUCACACUAUACCUGAAGGAAGGAUAUCAUCUGGCCACUAUCUUGAGAAACCCAUGCCUGAUAGCAGGGGACCAGGAUUUGUUUGACAAAUACAUGGCCAUCACAGGGGAGAUACUGCAAGCUGAUGAGGGUAAAAUAGCUCAACAACUGGUACAGGAGACACUGAAGGAGGACAUGAUGAGCAUCAGACAAAAAACAUUUCUUACUUCAUCUUCGGAAUUCUAUGAGAAUUCUCUAAGCACACGUGGAAUGAUGUACUCUGAGCUAUGCAGAUACAGCCUGGCUAUCAGCUACUAUAAUGAGGCCUUAGAGAAAGAUGAACAUGCAGAAAAAAUGUACUUGUUCAACAGACUUGGAGAAGCUUGGCACAGGAUGGGAGAUUGGCAUAAAGCAAUCGACUACUAUGAACAGAGUUUUCAGAAGUCCAGAAGUAUCUUUGGUCAGGAUACAGCACAUCCUGACAUUGCCAUAGCACUCAACAACCUGGGGACAGCCUGUGAUAACCUGGGUGAUUACAGGAAAGCCAUUAACUACUUUGAACAGGCACUGCAGAUGCUUAGGAGUAUCUAUGGUCAGCAUAAAUCCCAUCCUGACAUUGCUAACUCACUCAACAACCUGGGCUCUGCCUGGUACUUCCUUGGUGAUCACAGAAAAGCAAUCAGCUACUACAAACAGGUAUUGCAGAUGCGCAGGAAUAUCUAUGGUUUUGAUACUGCACAUUCAGACAUUGCCACCUCACUCAACAACUUGGGAGGAGCCUAUGAGAAGCAGGGUGAUUACAGGAAAGCAAUCAACUACCAUGAACAGGCACUGAAGAUGGAGAGAAGUACUUAUGGUCACAGUACAGCACAUCCAUACAUUGCUACUGCAUUCAACAACCUGGGGUCAGUCUGUGGGAAUCUGGGUGAAUACAGGAAAGCUAUCAGAUACCAUGAACAGGCACUGCAUAUAAGCAGAAGCAUCUUUGGUCAGAGUUUGGCACAUCCUGGCAUUGCCACCUCACUUAACAACCUAGGGUCAGCCUGUAAGAAUUUGGGUGAUUACAGGAGAGCAAUUAACUACUAUGAACAGGCACUGGAGAUGAACAAGACUAUCUACGGUCAAAGUACAGUGCAUCAUGACACUGCCACCUCACUCAACAACCUGGGGGCUACCUGGGAUAACCUGGGGGAUUACAGGAGAGCAAUCAGCUUCUAUGGACAGGCACUGGAGAUGUUCAGGGACAUCUAUGGUCAGAGUACAGCACAUGCCGACAUUGCCACCUUACUCAUCAACCUGGGUUCAGCCUGUGGUAAAAUGGGUGAUUACAGAAAAGCAAUCAGAUACCACGAAAAGGCACUGCAGAUGUUCAGUAGUAUCUAUGGUCAGAAUAAAUCCCAUCGUCACAUCGCCAUCUCACUAAUCAACCUGGGGGAAGCCUGGGAUAGCCUGGGUGAUUACAGGAAAGCCAUCAGCUACUAUGAACAGGCAGAAAAGAUGCAAAAGAGUAUCUAUGGCAGUGAAGAUGUACAGGAGUAUCCAUGGCCAGAGUACAGCACAUCCAGACAUUGCAAACUCUCUUAA
Messenger RNA from Branchiostoma floridae (Florida lancelet), 2943 nucleotides. Its product is annotated as tetratricopeptide repeat protein 28-like. The coding region runs from base 1 to 2943 and encodes 980 amino acids. The transcript has 5 exons. Gene Ontology annotation, molecular function: protein binding. The record is from RefSeq and is a predicted model, not a curated record. NCBI's taxonomy places the organism in Eukaryota, Metazoa, Chordata, Leptocardii, Amphioxiformes, Branchiostomatidae.